This is a messenger RNA of Acanthosepion pharaonis, 1074 nucleotides long. NCBI's taxonomy places the organism in Eukaryota, Metazoa, Mollusca, Cephalopoda, Sepiida, Sepiidae. The record is from the annotation of a GenBank genome assembly.
AUGAUGCGUACGGUAGCUAUCACAGUUGUACUGAGGCUCACCAAUCUAGUCUUCAUGUUCGCCCUCCCUCCCUCUCGCUAUCUUUUCCGACUUCCUUUCCAACUCUGUACCACCAGCGCCAUUUUCUUUGUCUUUUCUUUCUUUCUUUUCUUUCUUUCUUUCUUUCUUUCUUUCUUUACAGUUGUUUGCUUCUUCCUUUUUCUCAUUUCUUUCUUUUUCUUUCUUUCUUUACAGUUGUUUCCUUCCUUUUUUCAUUUCUUUCUUUCUUCUUCAUUCUUUUUUGGCAGUUGUUUCAUUCCUUCUUUUUCACAUUUUUUCUUUCUUUCUUUCUUCCAUUCUUUUUUUCUUUUUGACAGUUUUAUUUUUUUUCGUUCUUUUUCGCAUUUCUUUCUUUUUCUUUCUUUCUUUCUUUCUUUCUUUCUUGACAGUUGCUCAUUCCGUCCUUUACAUAUUUAUUCUUUUUUUCCUUCUUAUCAGUUGUUUCAUCUCUUCUUUUCACAUUUUUCCUUUCAUUCUUUCUUCUUUCUUUCUUUCUUUCUUUCUUUCUUUCUUUCUUUCAUUCUUUACUUAACUGUUGUUUCAUUCCUUCUUUUUCACUUUUCUUUCUUUAUUUAUUUCUUGAUAGCUAUUUCCUUCCGUCUUUUCUGCAUUUCUUCCUACAUUUCUUUCUCGACAGUUGCUAAUUCCUUCUUAUUAACAGUUUUUCUUUCGUUCUUUCUUUACAGUUGUUUCCUUCCUCCUUUUCGCCAUUCUUUUUUUCUUUCUUUCUUGAAAGGUUCUUUUUUAAUUUCUUUUCCCCCCGUUCUAUGUCUAUUUUCCGUACUUUCUUUCUUUCGGGUUUUUUUUUUCUAUAUUUCUUUCUUUUUGAAAGUUGUUUACUUAAUUCGGUUUCUACUGUCUUUCUUACUUUCUUUCUUUUUCGCCAGGAGUUUAUUUCUUAUUUCUUUAAGUGACGAUCUUUCUUUCUUUCUUUAUCUCUACCAAUCCCUCCCCCUCUCAUCUCUCUCUCUCUCUCUCUCUCUUCCCUACCCCAUUCUUCUGCACUUAGGUUGCUAUUUAUCUCCUGUCAAAUAG